UGCUAAAAUACUUAAAUAUAUUAUAUUUUGAAAAACAAAACGUCAAAUUUUGCCGUGCAUUGUGACAUUUUUAUGGCCUUUUUCGUGUUUCUUUCUGUGACGGGGCGUGAACAUCCCAUAAUAGUCUUCUUCCAACAUGGCGGACAUCGGUGCAAAAUUGGCCCAAUUUUCAAGAAUGACCUGUCUUCGUGGCGAAUUAUCGCAUGUUUGAAGCGCUCUGAACAGAUUUUAACGCAGAAAGAUAAGUUCAGAAGCAUCCGGCAAUGGCUAAGUGUUCUCAGACAGCUCGGGAGUUCAUACAGAACGCCUUCGGGCCGGCCGUAGCGGUGCAAUGUAGCCCGGAUGCUGAACAGGUUUGCCAAAAGAACAACCUGUCGUUUGUGGAAAUGGUCAGACCUUUCUGCAAACUAACCACGGAAGCCCAUGUUCGAGACCCGACCAAUCAGGUCCAUGUCAUCCAUAACCUGCGCAUCAUCAUGAGUGAGAUGGGCAGUCAGCAGCCUGUGCCGGCCAUGGCCAGGAAAAUGCUGAACGACGCGGUGUCCAACACCCAGCCUCAGACUGUGGAGGGCAGCAGGGCAGACUUCAUCACUGUGGGAGAAUAUAACCUGCAACUCAACAGCUCCACCCCCUGGUUUGAAGCCUACAGAGAUACUUUCCUCCAGGUGUUGCCAUUGUCUGACCACGAGUACCUGAGACAUCUGGUAGCCUGUGUUUGUGUGGUGUCCUCCAAGCACACGGACCCUAUGGCAGAGUUCACCAGACUGAGUCAGCAGCAGCAUGAACUACAGCACACGUCUCAGGCCAAGUACCCCAAGUGGUUCACUCCCAACACAUACAAGUACUACGUACUGCUCCAUGAUGUAGCAGAGGGAGAUGAUAGCAGAGCGGAAGAGAUCUUCAAAGGCAUGAAGUCAAGUUAUGGCCAAAAUGGCUGCCACUUACUCAAGGUCAACUCGCGACCUCUAACCUCCGCCAAGGAAAACAGCGCCGGUGGUCCGGAGACAAUGACAGGAAACUUGCCGGACCCCUGGAGUCAGUUCCUGAAUAAAAAGGAUGUGGAACAUGAUUCCCCGGACAGUGGACAGAGUGGACACUCCACAGAAAACACAGACACCUUUCCCGACAAGGUGGCAGAGUCCGAACCUGACCAAGGUGUCACCGCUGAGGUGAUCUCCCAUCCCCUGGAGCAGAGUGAUGACGAGCCUGACCUCAGCAGCACGGACACCAUGAACCAGCUGAAUGAGGCAGCCAGACGGAAGGGUAACGUCCCCCAUGGACUGUACCUGACCCUGAGCGACCAUGACAGACUGAGGAUAUUUGCACAUGAGUUUGCAGUUCGAGGCCUGCUGCCACACAUAGAGAGAACUAUCAGGACACUGAAUGAACAACUUGCGUCCAGAAAGGGCCUGCACAGGUCAUUCUUCAGCGCUACCAAGAAGUGGUUUGGUGGGAACAAGCAGGCAGAGAAGGGCUCUGGUGUACAGAGCAACAACGGUGGAGGGAUCUACUCGGAGGCCUCAGCAGAGGUGCAGCUGCGUAAGCUGGGUGACCUGUGUUUCCUGGUACAGAUGUACGACCUGGCCUACACCUCCUACCACACUGCCAAGAGGGAUUACACCAACGACCAUGCCUGGAUGCAUGCAGCCGGCAGUCUGGAGAUGGCAGCCCUAUCAGUGUUCAUGCAGGGAUCCCCACAGAGACAGUAUCCCUCCCACUACAUGGACUCUGCCAUACAGAUGUAUAACCAGACAUGCAAAAAUCCCCAGUUUGCCACCAGAACCACCCUGCUAAGCACAGAGAUCCUGAAAAGCAUGAGUCUGUUUGGAGAUGCUGCCAUGCAGUUCAUCAAGAUGACCAGUGAGGAUUCUGACUUGAGAAGUGCCCUGUUGUUAGAGCAGGCUGCCCAUUGUUUCACCUCCAUGAAGAUGCCCAUGGUCAGGAAAUAUGCCUUCCACAUGAUCCUGGCAGGACACAGGUUCAGUAAGGCAGGACAGAGAAAACAUGCCCUGAGAUCCUACUCUCAAGCAAUGCAGAUCUACAAGGGGAAGAGUUGGACCCUAGCCGAGGACCACAUCAACUUCACCAUCGGUCGUCAGUCCUUCAACCUGAAGCAGCUGGAGAACGCUGUGUCUGCCUUCAGACAUCUGCUCAUCAACGAGAGCAAACAGACACCCACCCAGCAGACUGCCUUUCUCAGAGAGUAUCUAUUUGUCUUUAAGCAUUGGUUGACGACAUCAGUGAAUGAAGGUACCAUGGUGCCAGGUACCCUCCCCCAGCUGCCCCUACCCUACAUCAGGAGUGCAGACACCAGGGUCUUACUGUGCCAAGAGAGCCAGUUCCCUACUACAACAGGUAGUAGAACCAGAGCGACCUCAGUCAGUCUGGAGCAGCCCCUGGACAGACCCACGCUGCAGAAGUGGAUAGACCUGGAGGAUCUGGCCGUACGGGUGGCCAACGACGGGUCCCUGCCGGCCAGCUACCGCCCAACUGUCCAGUGUCUGGGGAAGUGCAGUAAUAACUCUCACCGUCCAGUCUGUGUGGUUGGAGAAACCCUGACAGUAGAAGUGGUGUUCAGUAACCCCCUGAGGAUCCCCCUGGUGCUGUCUGACCUGCUGCUGAUCUGGAGGUUUGUCCCCAUCAAGUACAGUGGACCUGGAGGGGAGGACAAGCAGCACGACAUGAUCACCAACGAGAACGUGGAGCCGGGGAAGAUGUCUCUCGCCGGAGAAGUCCUGCACACCCAGGUCAUCAAGGAGUUUGUCCUUGCUGCACAGGAGACAAAGCCAGCAAGGUUGAUCCUGGUUCCACAGCAGACCGGUGAGCUGCGUAUCCUAGGGGUGGCCUACAGUCUGGGAGGAGGCUCAUCCCAACAGCAGCAAGUCUCCACCUCAGGCAUAGCAGGUCUACAAACCCCACCCCCCAGCCCUCACACCCAGCCCCCCACCGUGGUCACCCAGCAACCCAUGUUAUCCCCCUCACCCACGGUAACACCCCCCGGAACCACCCCCCUAACCUCCUCCUCAAACCAGCUGGUCCCCCCCACCUCCGGCAGCCCCAAACCGCCCCCUAAGAAGCCCAGUUACAUCAGCAGUGUGUAUGUGAGAGGGAAACAAGAGCUGGAGAUCCAGGGGCCAAGGCUCAACUCCACCAAGCAGGAGAGAUGUAGCACUAUCUAUGGGUCCGACAGACGACUGGACCCUAUUGUGGCUCCUCCCAUGCCUCUGUUAGAGGUGUCGUUCCUCAACUUCCCAACAGCCCUCCUCUGUGGAGAAGUCCAGCAGACCCUGGUGGAAUUCACCAACACGGGCAAGUGUACGCUGCACAGACUCAGAGUAGCCUCCAGCAACCCAGAAUUCUUUUCCUUCGGAAUUACGCAGCCGGAAGAGCAAAGAACUUCCAAGUACAUUUAUAAGACUCUGCCACUGGAUGGGGAGGAGUGUGGAAAGGCCCUGUCUGCCAAGAUGUGCAAUGUUACCAAUGUUAUAGAUGUUCCCUUGCCGGAUGGGACGUUAGCACCAGGGGCAACUGCCUGCCUGCCCAUGUGGGUACGUGGAGUGAACACUAGUGGGGUUCAUGAGAUAGACUUCCUCUUCUACUAUGAAAGUCUGGAGAAGAGUCCCAAGAUGAGUCACCGAGUGUUACACCACACGGCCGUGGUACAGACCAGUAACUCCCUGUGUAUCCGGGCGGUGGCCCAGCGCAGCAGACUGGCCCGGGUGUCCAGUCACCAGGACGACACCAACUGUCUGGUCAUCAACCUGGGCAUGGAGAACCUCAACCAGAUCCAUGACUCCAACAUCACAGAGUUCACCAUACUGCAAGUGUCAGCAGCCAGCCCUGUGUGGACCCUCACCCCCAUCAGUACACAGUGCAAUAUAGACAUGAGAAUCAAUGGAAAGGAGUCUAUUCUGAUGUGCUUCAAGGCACAGAAACUAAAGACACCCUGUGCAGAAGAUGAGGUUGUGUUCACCAACAUUGUUUACAACAAGGAACAGAUUGACAGUUCAGUCACCCCCUGUUCAGACUUCUACUUCCGCUCCCUGUACACCCCCCCUCCCAGACCCUCCCCCUCCGACCCCAGCCCCGCCCUGGAGCAGCCCCCUGACGAGGCCAAGGUUGCAGAGGAUCAGUCCAAGGCAGAGCUGCAAGCUGCAACCAAAGUGCAACUUAGUCUCAUGGUUAUAUGGAAGGCAUUUGUGGUGGACGACACAGGCAGUCAUGUGAUCACAGGCCAGCAUCACCUGACACUGGACCGCUUGGACAAGCCAGCCUCCUCAUUGGCUGAACCAGAGCCUGUAGUAGAGCAGCCUCCCAUCACCUUCACCAAGCAGGAGGAGACCACUGUGGACCAGGGUGCUGGUGAUGAGAACUUGUCUCAACUGGUCAAGUACACAGUGAACCAUCCCAAGGAGAGCAAACACCCUUUCACUACUGACAGACUGUGUGUGGCUGGGGUGAGCCUGGUGGUGCACAACUGCAGUGGGUGUGAGCUGUACAUACAGGUGGAGACAGACCCCACCUCACAGAACGGUGCACUGAUGCUGAAGUCGCCCGUCCACCAGCCAGCCAUCUCGUACCUGAACACCUUCACCUGGAUCAGUGGUGCAGCACUGGGGUUCAGCCUGGCAGCCGGGGAGACCAGACAGCUGACCAUGGAGGCCUGUUUCUGCCGUCCAGGGGUCUACAACCUCAGUAACAUCAACAUCUUCGCAGGCAGGGGGGCGGGCAAGGGUUCACAGCUCGACGUUAACUUAGAACAGCUAGCAUUACAGAAACAAAAUGCACCUUCUCUCAUGGUGGUUAGUAAUAAUUGUGGUUGAUUAUUUUUUCCACAGUCAGUGUUACAGUACAUGUACACAAGUGCUACUAUAUAACUAACUUCAUCCAACAGUCAGAAGCAAAGUCUUCAUAUAGGUAUUUUGUAUGGUGCUCUUAUAUCUACAUGGCAUGAAAGAUGGGCAGAGUAUUUUCAAGUUGUACUACAUAGUAAGUAACACAAUACAUGUACGAUGUACAUCAAAAAGUCACUAUCUGGCUAAAUCUUACACUUUUUUAAUUUCUACUUUGCUGAUGAUGUAAGCAGGAUCAGUUGAGCACUGGUAUACGUAGUAAGAAAAUGAUAUAAAGAAUACAGCCUUUUUUCCUAAUUCCUAUAAUCAUUAUGGAAACUAUUGCACAUGAUAAAGAACCAAACAUAUGUUGAUCAGAGCGCUCAAGUUUUGGGAGUAUGUGAAAAGAUACACAUUUUUCUGUACAAUAAUGAUUUUACGAUCACAUGUACCAGGCAUAUUGUUUUCUACUUUCUAAAGUAGAGAGUGGUGCUCAGAAUUGGAGGUUAUCAGAAGAUAGAUGUAUUUACAGUUUUAGGGAAGAAGGAAAUUGUCAUCAAUUUGGGUUCCAUAGUGACGUAUGCACAACCCACCCAUAGUAGUAAUGGGGCUACUGAUCAGAUUAUGAACCCUUUCAGGUAAAAGUCAGGUAAAGUCCGAUAUCUUGACUGUUAGCUUUUUUCCAUACACCGUCAAACCUUGUCUUACUAGGGCCAACAGCAAUUGCCACAGACUUCCGUUAUUUUUGUCUGAAGGUGCACAUGUUUACGCACGCUUGCCUUAUAGUAUUGCAGACAAGACCUUUCCAUGGGCGGAUCAGAGAUUAUUCUCUACUUUAAAAGGCUCAAGAAAAAGUAACCGUAGCAUUUAGGAUCAUGUAGAUCAGAGGAAAAGGCCACUUACCACGUCACAGUUACAUGGAUACAUAUUCUGUGUACUUUUGCUUUAAGUCUUUGGCAAAUGUGAAAAGGAUGUUUUUAAUGCCAGUCAUCCAUUAGUGAAACCUUUCUGCUGGUAGGAGGGAUGAAUGUUGGAAUAAGGGCUUUGUUUUGGACUUUGUCAUCCUGGUUUCCUCGGUAUCAUGUUUCAUAUUCAGUCUGGCGUUUCAAAAAUGAUAGUCCAUACCUAGUAAGUUUCAUUUUCUUUAUAUCAAAAGGGUAGAAUAUAUACAGUUUUGAUAUUGUGACUAAUUUAUAUCUUACCUAGUACCAACUGACAAUUGUUGGCAGGAUUUUCCAUUUUACUACAUGUCUUUUGCUUAAGCAUUUUUGUUAAAAUAGAACUAAAUACAAGACUAAAUCUCCCACAUGAAGUUGUAUGGUCUUUUGCCAUGUAAACAUAAGGAUAUUGUAUGUACUUCAGGAAUAGGUAAACAGAAAUAAGUUGUUGUUUUUUUUCUCCAGGAAGCCUUCAAAAGAAUUUCAUGGUGUUAUAAGAAUAUAUUGUUUGCUGCUAUGAUUGCCAAACUGUGCAUGUACUAGUAUGUGCUAGGAAAAAAAAAAUUUCUUAACUUUAACAACACAUGUGAGAAAAUGUAUCUUACUUCCAACGAUGGCAUCUGAUACUAGUAAGCAUUAUACCAUAAUAGCAAAAUAUCUAAAUAUGUUAUAACUAGUUGUAAAUACAAGAAUAGCCAAAUAUGUCAUUUGUUAAUCAUCACAACUCUAAGAAAACAUUCUGUAAACUUCCAUUUUUCAAUUGCACAUAAUAAUUUUGUCAGAGUCUGAUAAAGCUAUGAGAGUUUAUCAUAAUCAUAAGAUGCUGCAGUUUUUUUUACUGCAGGUUUCCUUUAAUUUUCAUGUCUCUGUGAAAUGAAUAUUAACCAAGAUAUAUGCAUUUUUGGUUUGAUGAACAAGUGUAAGCCAGGGGCAUUGUCUUACUGGAAAGCACAUAUGAAUGUAGCUUUAUAGAUGAACUUGACAGCUUGUAUCUGUAAGGCAAUGUCAGCAUAUAGACUACACAAAAACUCUGUGCGUAGACACUUUGCAAAGUAGUGGGUGAUUAAUUAGAUCUAUCACAAUUAAGUUUUUGUCCAUCAUAGCAGGCUAUCCAGACAAGUAUUUUAUUUAUCUGUUGUUCCUGCAUCAGGGUCUUUUUCAAGAAAGUAGUUUUAAAUUCCUGCCAAAGUUGCUGCAUUUCU
Branchiostoma belcheri (Belcher's lancelet) is the source of this 6972-nucleotide messenger RNA. Its product is annotated as trafficking protein particle complex subunit 8-like. The transcript is spliced from 29 exons. The record is from RefSeq and is a predicted model, not a curated record. Bases 264 to 4823 code for a protein of 1519 amino acids. Gene Ontology annotation, cellular component: phagophore assembly site; cytoplasmic vesicle; TRAPPIII protein complex. NCBI's taxonomy places the organism in Eukaryota, Metazoa, Chordata, Leptocardii, Amphioxiformes, Branchiostomatidae. Gene Ontology annotation, biological process: endoplasmic reticulum to Golgi vesicle-mediated transport; protein localization to phagophore assembly site.